Molecule: messenger RNA, 2001 nt
Organism: Sitophilus oryzae (rice weevil)
Lineage: Eukaryota; Metazoa; Arthropoda; Insecta; Coleoptera; Curculionidae
Exons: 5
Coding region: 712-1134 (140 amino acids)
Source: RefSeq, a predicted model, not a curated record
UAUAGUAGAUAGGUACUUCGUUGAAAAUAUUAUACAUCAGCAGAAAACGUGACUUUUAUUAUUAUAUUCGUGGUUAUUUUCAGAAAAAAAAUAAGACGGCAAUUUGACCUAAGUAAAACGACUUCGACUUAAAAAUUAUAGGAAAAAAACUAAGUACUACAUGGUAUGGUAGUACUGAGAACAGACUAAAAAAAGAACAACGUUACCAGUGAUAUUGAAAUGUAAACAUAUGCUGAACUCGUUUUCAUGUUAAUAUGUGGUCGCGGUUGUAAGUGGUUUUUUUUAGUCAUCGGUUGACGAUAAGAAGUAAAGAUCUGUGCCUGAAAUAGUGUAGGAUGGUCCAGACUCUGUGAAAGAGUUCGUACACGUGACUGUGUUAAUUAUCAACGAGGAAAUUGUGUAAUUUUCGCGUAAUUAUCAGGUUUUUCCGCUUUUAAUGAAACGAGCGCUUGGGACUUCCGGUAGUAGUGUUUUUGAUGUUAUCUAUAGUGUAUGGAGUCUAGGAUUAGGUGCUCUUAACAAGUUUAAUCACCGCCGACCAUCUACCUAGACUCGACCCAUCGCCGUCGUACCAGAGGAGGUACGGCCCAACGGGAAAGGCACCGCAUGGUUCACUCGACCGUCUGUUAGUUACGGAACUGUGACGAAGAUCUUAACCAGUUUAACCACAAACGCGAGGCAAAAACAGCAAGAAAAACACAAUAUUCGGUCAUGGAUUACACGGAUUUUACGCUAAUCGGAUGUUUGAUAGUGGCAGUGUGUUUUGGCAUCGGCGAGAGUAGGAAAGGUUUGAACGGUAGAUGUCGUACCGUAGACGAGUGCAAACCCAUAGGAUAUUUCUGUGGCAGGAACGAGACUUGUCAAUGUAGAUCUGGCUAUAGACCCGAUGAGAAGUGGACAAAAUGCACUGGAUAUGUAGGAUCCAAGUGUAUUUACGACCACCACUGUAUAGAAGGGGCAUAUUGUGCGGGUAUUGAUGGAAGGGCAACGUGUAAGUGCCAGGAGGAUGAAGAUUAUUUUCUAAGUGAGGACGGACAAACAUGUAUAAGUGGCGCUGUGUCGACUCAUCACCAAAGAGUACUAUAUCCAAUUACAUUAGGAUAUCUACUAUUAAGGUUUUAUUUAAACACGUAAUUUUUAACAAAAUAUUUUAUUUUGUUUAAAAUUAAAAAAAAACAGAUUAUUUAUACAGGGUGCCUUACCUAAACUGAAGAUUUAAGUGCUCACACUCCUCGUUUACACACCAAGGUUUUUUUCAAACGAUAUGAAACGAAUUUUCUUGUAAAUAUACACCCUGUAUAUAUUAAUAAAAAAAAUCGGUUUGGAUUUGUACUGCCGAUGUUUCUAAUAAGACAACAAUACAACUUUCUUUUUGACUUUCAAUAUACAGAGACGCAGAUAAAUUCUAAUAGCAUCAUAGGGAAUUUUUUUUUAAAUGUUUACCUUAGGUGAAAUUUGACUUCGACAGUAUGCUUUGAAUUAGGUUAAAAAUGACAUAAGAAAAAUACAUAUAUAAUAAAAAUAAAUACCCACAAAAAUAGUUUCCUUGUCUACUUUUUUAAUCAACUUUUUCAAAUAAAGUUUUUCUAAAUUCGAUCUAUAAACCCAUUUUUUAGCCAUUAAUUACUUUAAUUGUCAUAUUUGAUAUUAUAUCAGAUUUGACCUAAAUCAAUAAAUAAAAACAAAAUCUCAUAUGAAGCUGAGUAAUAGCUGUGACACGCUGUAUAGAAAAGUUCUUUAGUAAGUAAUAGAUUCUCUAUUAAUAUUUUUCUGAAGCUUUACAAUUUCACUCAUAUAAUCUCACACAAGUCUACUUAAGAUGUCCAUUCACGUGAUCAAUCAAGCAAAAUAUUAUUUCAAAAUACACAAUAAACAUUGGAUUAAUAGAAAUAAAGGCGGCAGAAAUGCAAAACGAUUAUUUUAUUAAUAAAUAAUCUUUGGCUUCAAUUUUUAAACAAACCCUGUAUAUACCAUGUGAUUGGCGACUUUUUUUGAUGUCAU